GUACUUCUCAAUACAGAGCUCCUUUUCUCCGCCACAUAAGCCUAAGUGGACGCCGUGUCAGAUACCACCCGGUCGCGUGACCUUCGCGAUGCUGCCUUCCAAAGAUCGACUCGUUCUCCGUGGGUAUCCCAAACUUAUAUCCUAAGCUUCUUCAAACCUUAUACGGCCUCUCUCAAUAUAUAUACCGAGCCAUUUCCUAGCAGAGACACACCUCCGCCAAGCAGGAUGUCAUGCCGCUUAUGCGACAAGAUGGGCCCGCGGAAACCUUGGUCAGUCUUACAGACAUCAUACCCCGACAUGUGCGAGAGUAUAGAUGUAUUUCAACCUUGGUUAGCCUUGCACGUGGCAUUUUCUGAUCUACUCGACGCUGCGAAACUUGGAUGCAGCUUCUGCUCCGUGAUCAGAGAUGGGAUUCUGCUGUUUGCAAAUGGCGAGGAUAUUACUAAUAUAGGAAUAACCCAAAUCAUCGAGACGCGUCGGGAGUCUAGCCUAGGGCAACUACAACCCGUCGGGGUACAAUGUGAUACAAGAGCUGGUAGGGCGUUUGACCUCAUGUUUUAUACGGCUGAUGCAAAUUCCGCGAAUCUGUGGCCUCAUUUCCCCAUUAGAGCUCACAUCCCUGCAAACUCUUUCUCUCCAGAAAGCCUCAGCCAGGCCUGCAAAUGGUUGGAUCACUGCGUUCAAGAUCACUCCUCCCACCGCUGUCCACCGGCCGCCGGGGCAACGCUCCCAACACGGGUUGUCCACGUCGGUGAUGCUUUGACCGACCCGUUUCUAUAUGAGUCGGCCACAGGAGAGAAAGGCAUGUGGGCCGCUCUCAGCUACUGCUGGGGCAAGGAUAGGACGAUGACGACGACCACCGCCUCCAUCUCUGAACGGCAAGCUGGUUUCCCUCUCAAUACACUACCAAAAACUAUUAGGGAUGCUAUACUGGUUGCCCGCGCGCUGUCCAUACCAUAUGUCUGGAUAGACUCCUUCUGCAUCGUGCAGGACUCGCCGACUGACUGGGAGAGGGAGGCGGCGCGGAUGUGCUAUACGUACGAAAACGCCCUUGUUACGUUUGCCGCGCUGCAGUCGCCCAGCAGUGACACUGGCCUUUUCCUCCCAAGCCCGUAUCGACGUAUCGUCAGGUUGAACGCCUACAUUCACGGGCAGAUUACCUCCGUCUACGUACGGAAGCAGUCCGAUAACGGCAUUCUCGGUUUCAUGCACGGUCACCGCCAGGACUCUAACCCCUCCAUUCCGGGUUCGGGAAUCCUCGAAACGCGGGGAUGGACACUGCAAGAGAUCACCCUGUCUCCACGACUGCUCUGGUUUAGCUCGUUCGAGCUCGGCUGGUCGUGCUGGUCGAGCACAGCCUGCGAGUGCGAUCCCGAGCAGACAUCCGAGUUUCUUAACGGUUCGGCACAUAACUUGAAGAUCUCCUCGUCUCCUCUGCUGAACCGGACUGUCGUCACUGAUUGGAUAGCAACAUGGUGUAAUCUCGUACUGGAGUUCACAAAGCGUGACCUUACCGUGCCAACAGACCGCUUACCCGCCAUGUCGGGCCUGGCGUCUGCUCUGCAAACCCACAUCAACAGUACCUAUCUCGCCGGCCUCUGGGAGUUUGAUCUACCCAAACAGCUCUUGUGGGCCAGCGAUUGGACCGCCGUCGGCUCCGACCUACCGCCCCCGCUGCUCGAAGACGGCUACGCGCCCUCUUGGUCCUGGGCCUCCGUGCCGGGUACCGUUUGGUUCGUCAACACGGUGCAGCGCCCGCGCUUCAGCCUGGUCUGGCAAAUCCUCUCCGUUCGAUUUCGGCACCUUGGUCAGAACCCUUUUGGUCGCGGCGAGGGCACUGUCACUGUUGAAGGAGACGUGCUCCAGGUUCGGUGGGCCGAUGGCCAACUUCUGUGGGACUCGCAGGCGGAUGAUGAGGGCCGCGUUGAGACCGUCUCUUUCAGCGGCAAGGACGACGUCUUGAUGGAUCCGAGAUCUAGAACUCACGACCGUGGAGCCAUGGCGCACAAGCGCAUCUACUUCCUCGUUGCCGGCGUGUUAAUGAGUAAUCGGAAGUGCGCUGAGCCCGAUUUCCCGCUGUUAUGCAAUGGCCUGCUGCUCGAGCCUGUACCUGGCAAGCACACUUUCGCCCGACUGGGCUUCAUGGAGAUCCAUUGCGAUGAGCCAGGGACGGAGAGGAGUUGGGCUGUAUGGGAGAAGCGGUGCACGAGGAUGAGGGUUGAUAUAGUGUGAUAAUGGUUGCUACUCCCAGUACCGUUACGAUGGUACUGCUGUGCGCAAAAUGCCAUAUUAAAUUCUAG
Trematosphaeria pertusa is the source of this 2300-nucleotide messenger RNA. RefSeq names its product HET-domain-containing protein. The transcript is spliced from 2 exons. NCBI's taxonomy places the organism in Eukaryota, Fungi, Ascomycota, Dothideomycetes, Pleosporales, Trematosphaeriaceae. The coding region runs from base 250 to 2232 and encodes 660 amino acids. The record is from RefSeq and is a predicted model, not a curated record.